AUGGCGGAUGAGUCCAACGUGGAACGUUUGCUUGAGGAGGCGCACAGCGCGUCGGAUCCCGCUCCCAGUUUGAGGUCCAGAAAGAGAACGGUUGAGGAGAGUUCACCUGGUCGCACACCGAGGAGUUUGGCAAAGCUUGGCAUGGUGAACUCACCAUAUAGAAGGGAGAUGAUCACCACUUUGGAGGAGUUCAUGGCGCAGUUCGUGGAUGGCAAGGACCUUGGGCUGGAUGAAGAGGAUGUUCGGAACCAGAUGGCAGCGGCCAGUGGGAUGACCGUCUUGGACUUCACCCAGGUGUUGUAUGACCAGGCGUUGGAGGAGCAACGUAAGGGUACAAAGGGCUUGACCAAGUUCCUGGCGAAGUGGAGGAAGCAGAUCGCAGCCGGAAAGGUUACUCGCCCGGACAAACUUAGCCCUCCAGGGAGUUGGAGCUUGGUUGGAAGUCCGGAGGAGCCCAAGACAUCCAGUGCUUCAGAAGCUGCCAAGACGCCAGAAGCGACCACGCCAGGUGGGAGGACAGGAGGUUUAGCGGUGCUUGGGCCGCCGGGAAUCUACUGGAGGAGCUGCCAUGAGGGUACCAUCAAGUCGCUUGGAAGAGCUUCGGAGGAGUUGGUCUACUUACUGCGGGCUUGUGGGCAGUAUACAGUGGAGGUCGGGGAGAACGAGCACGGAGCCAAUUUGGCGAAUGCCUUGAUCGCGGCACAGGCUGGAGCUUCGACCCGUCUGAGAAGUGCAGGUUUCAAGCAGAAGGUCACAACAAGGUUGGCAGUGGGUCUGGCUGGACCGUACUGGGGCACGCAGGAGAAGUAUGCUCUGUCGGUGGCGGACUUCGUGCCUUGCUCCGAUGCAGAACUUGACCAGUUUGCGGUGGAGACCAGGACAGGCAAGCAGCAAAACGAGCAGCGGCCUCCGGCCCCCACGCGCUAUGAGGAUUGGGCCACCAGGGUGAAGCGGCAGACGGAUGUUUGGUGCUUGGUCUAUGGCAAGGAGUGGCGGGCCGUACGAGAACAUGCAGCACAAGUCCUUGGAGAUUGGCAUUUGGGGGCACCGCAUAGAUGGCCGCUUCAAAUCCUUUGCGAAAUUUGGGAGGAACUACAUUGGCGAUUCGUGGAGGAGCUGAAGGCGGAGUUGAGAAAGAUCAAGGGUAUCAGUGGUCGCGAAACAAUGUCGCUCUCAGAUCUGCGUUUCUAUGCCUUGAUGCCGGACGAUCGAGGACAACCACCCUUGCAGCUCCCGCGAACGUUCGACUUGCACAACCCGGAAGGCUGGUUUGUGUCAGAGGUCCUGCCCAGAAUCGAAAGAAGACAGGAGAGGAUGCUUUGGAAGCUCACGUGGGAAGGUGCGUCAAAAGGCAGGGGCCCAGCUCAACAAGCAGGAGGUGAUGGUCGAGGCGAUAUAGCCUCGAAGGGAUUGAUGGGGCCGAAGCUGACCACCGAGGAAACCAACCGAGCAAGGGAGCGUGCGCCGGUGAAUGCCGGUGAACAAGAAGGGCAAGCUUUUGUGUUCGGGUUUCCUGUCCCACAUGGGAUGCAGUCAACAGCCAUGUCAACGAGCACACGAGGGACCCAUUCGAAGACAGGGCAGAAAGACCUGUGGGCGCUGCUCUACAAGGGCCAUAUGCAUGAUCAGCCGCGCGCUGCACCAGGAGGCAUCGCAUGCAGGCAUUGCAAACCUUCCAAGAAGGCAGGAGUGGAAGGAGCUGUGGUCAGGUUGGUCGGAGAGGAUGCAGUGAGACAAGGCUGCUUCGGGACCGGGAGACGCACGGCUUUGAGUCUUCUGGGGGUUACCGCAGAGCUAUGUCAGGAAGAAGGGUAUGAGAAGGCUGGAAUGUGCUAUGAUGGUGAGGAUUCCAAGUCGCUCGGGCUGCUGCUUGCUUGGUUGAGGAAGUGGAGGAGAGGAGAUCUGGGACGAGCAGAACCAGAUCGGAAGGCAGGAGGAGCAGAAGGUCGACAAGCUUGGUGCUGGGGAGAAACUCUAUGGCUGGAAGCUUUGGAGCCUGAGGAGGAACAAGAGUGGCACGCAGGCGAAAAACCAAAGACCUCCAAGGCGCAGGUGGAGGAAUGGUUGGAGGAGCACAUGGAUGGAGACAAGGCGGUCAGUACGAAGAAGGCGUAUCAGGCUGCUUGGGAAAAGUGGUGCGAUUGGAGCAGGAGGCAGAAGUGGAUGUCUCCGUAUCUCAGUCAUACGGCAGACCCGGUGGAGAACGAGAACAAGCUGCUCGGGUAUUUGGGUUACCUGGGUUGGUUGGGAAUGUCGGUGGCGACGCUGAAGCAAGCAGUUUUCGCCAUCAAAGGAGCAGGACAUGGAGAUGCAACCGGGAAGAUGCACCGCUUAAGUGGAUAG
Molecule: messenger RNA, 2343 nt
Organism: Cladocopium goreaui
Lineage: Eukaryota; Dinophyceae; Suessiales; Symbiodiniaceae
Source: the annotation of a GenBank genome assembly